UACUGACUUUACCCUUCAGGCUACUACAAUGCAAAGGCAAUGCCAAGUAGUGGAGCAGUAAACUUCAUGCAGUCGUAUUUGUGUGAUCUUGAGACGGCUUGUAUUCCAGGAAACAGUAGCACUAUAGAAAGCAAUGCUGUUCCUAGCUAUGCAGGAGCAAGUGUCUCUCAAGUAUUCGAUACGCUUGAGCCGAUUCUCAGUAACGAGAAUGUCACGGAUUCUUUAAAUGAUAUAUCUGGGAGCAUAGACACACUGAUGGGCCUAGCAAACGCCCUUGAAGCAGGCAUAAACAUCACAGAUAUUGACUACAGAGUUGGAGAUUUAUUCAAGAACGAAUCACACGUGGCAUGGUUUUUAGAAAAUGUAAUAGAACUUGACCCGGAUGUAGUAGAUGCAUUUUUAAAUUCCAGUAUCAACAUCAAUCAGUUAUUGGAACUGACGGGAUACGUCGAUUUUUAUCGCAUCACGUGCAAUGAGACGGAAUUGAUGAAAUACCUGAGUUUCCCAUACGGGUCUGAUCCUAGACAAAUUUCCAAGGAACUUUGUAGAAUCAACGUCACAUCAAUCCCAGCUAUCAUUGGAGAGUUUCAGGAACAGCUGAACAUAGAAUACCUCCUUUUACAGUUUGCAAGAUUCACGUCAGCAGUCUCAGGCAACGAUUGGUACGAUUGGAUCGCUGCCAUUGAGGACGCCAUUAAUGUUUUAGAAAACCUGGAUGCUUUUCCUGAACUUCAGGUGUUUAUCAAAGAGGCGUCGGCUUCAUAUGAUAUGUUAAUUGCGGUACGAGACGUUAUGAAAGUCGUUGAAGACAUUCAAAGUGGUGAAUUUGAAGUCAACUACGAGACAAUGAUGCGUUCCGUUACGCUGAUGGAUAGAUGGUUCGGCGAUGAAGGUUGGUGGCUGGAUCUUAAAGAUAGUGUCAUGUCUAUGCUGGAUUUUGUAUAUGAAAACGAAGAAAAAAGAAACACUACAGAAUUGGAAGAUCUAUUUAGAGAAAAUAGGUUAAAGACAAUCCUAGAAGAACACUUUGGCGAAGCACAUCAUGUUUUACAAGCCUUUAUGAACGCAUCGAUAAAUCUUCAUUCGCUACUAGAGUUAAUUGAAAAAGACGGCAGUUGGCUUACGUCACAGAGUUUUUGCAAUGGUAGUUUAAGCCUUACAGAUUUCCUAGAGUUUGAUCCAAAAGUGAACGUUACAUGGAUUCAACAAGAUUUUUGUAGGGCUAACGUCACUCAAUUUUGGCAAGAUCUUAUUUCAGGAAUGGAUGCAGUACUCAUUGCAAAAGAGACCAAGGAAUAUUUGUCAAAUAUGGAAGAUGGCCUUGACUGGGGAAUAAUUCUACGUAGCUUAUUCAACUUUACUGAACGUUCUGAUCUUCCCGAGAUAUUCGGUGUUGACCUCAAAUCAAUGAAAUCAAUGAUGGACGACGAUAUAGUGCAAACGUUUAUCGAAAUAUUAUUUACUAACAAAUCAACUCAUGAUUGGUUUAAAGAACAAAGUUUGAAUGGAAGUUGGACAACCGGGCUGAACAGUAGCUUUUAUCAAAUCGAUCCAGAGUUUGUUUACAACUUAAAUUCAAUCAUCGUCAAUUUGAAUGAUAUGAUCAAUGUUCUGAGAGAACAAUUGUCCGAUGCUUGCCCUGAGGUCGAUUCUGAUACAGUUGAAACAUGUGAAACAGAGUGUGAAACGCACAAAGAGUGUGCGACGGGACGUAUUUGUUGCCCAAAUGGAUGCGGUACAUCAUGCAUUGAUGAAGAAUCUCCUGAACUCCGAAAGUUUAUUGACGGCGUUUUCGGACUGUUAGAUGAACUAUCAUUCCUUCAAAAAAACGGUAGUCUGACUUCAGAUGAUCUGAAUAGGAUAAUGCGGGAGAUUGUAAGUCUGCGGUUUGAUGCGUUCGUGUGCAACUCCUCUGCUAUUGUAGCGGCUUUCGGCCCUUCAGCAUCCGCUGAUCUCGCUACUGAUCUGAACACAAUUUGUGACGUCAACAUAACUACUUUACUUCUGGAAGCCUCAAGAGAAUUCAAUGUUGAACACUUCAUAAUGACGAUUGAAAAUCUCUUCCUUGAAAUGCCAUCAAACUAUAGUGGAGAGCGCAUCUCCUUUGAAGAAUUUGUGCAUGGCUGUGAAAUGCUUGUGGGAAAUCUACUGAUUUAUCCUGAAAUACUUACAGAAAUCGAAAGCCGAUACAAUUUGACACUUAACGAAUUACUGGAUUUAAUUUUGGUGUAUACGGUGCCAGAAUACGAUCCGACAAAUAUGAUGAGUAUGUUUAAUAUCGAGGAACUGAUUGCAAUAUUUAUCGGCAACCACACCAGCUUAUAUUAUGCUACACUGAGAAAUCUCCAUUACAACAAUUACAUGACGUCACUCCAAAUUAAGUUCAUUCGAAUGCUGUAUGGACUUGAAAUCCGUAUCCCAACAUUGGAAGGCAUUCUUGUUAAUGCAACUGAAACUCGAAAGUUAAUAAAAGUGACUUACAUUGUACCGGAAGUCGCUGAUCUUCUACUCAGUUUAACAAUGGAUCCCGCUAAAAUGGUGACGUUCCUUUCAACACCAUUUCCAUUUCAUCAUCUAUGCGAGACAGGUAACUUUAGCAGCUAUUUUGCACUAUCCGAUCUGUCAACGACAAACGUUCAUGCGGUAGAACAACAGUUAUGUGCAAUUGAUGUUUCCCUAAUCAUAACAGAACUAGCAGAAAUAGUUAACCUGGAUGAGAUAAUGCACCAGAUAUUUCUCAUGAUGAACACAAGUAUAGUACCCCCGCCGUACAACUUGACAGAAACAUUGCUGAUCCAAGAGCAGUCAAAUGCAGCAUAUGCAGAAUUAUUUUCAAAUCCUCCCCGUAUAACUCUGGAUGAGGAAUGGCUUGAAACAACACAGGCAAAACUAACAACUGUGGCUGAAAAUUGGCUUGAAGAAAUUUCGACAAAUGCUCUAGACACUGAACAAAUGGCCGGGCAACUUACUAUGCUGUUUUCUAACGAAUCUUGGUAUAAGGAGUUCCACAAUUAUUUGAGUGUUGCUGUUCAUGUCAAUACCGUAUUAAAUCAACAGCUCGUUAAGCUUAAUGGAACCACUAUUGAUCUUCCAAAACUCGAAUCGCUGUUUGUAGACGAAUCGGAGAUCAGAGACUUUCUCGAACUUGCAGACAUUCUUCCCGAGAUCAUUGAUGUUUUCUUAAGUCUGACUAUAUCUUCAGAUAAGUUUAUCGAACUGCUUAUGAUGGAGGAGCCAUUCACGGUCAUUUGUGAGGAAGGUGACUUUAGUGUAUAUUUCACCUUGCCCUCCGAAUCCAUGACUGAUCUUGGAGAGGUUGAACAAGCUAUCUGUAGUAUUAAUUUAACAGCGCUGCAAGAUCAACUACUCCAUGUUUUUGGUAUAACAGAUGAAAUCAAUGAGGAUGAAGACCUGGCAGCCCUUUUUGCUACGGCAUUGGAGCUAUCAGAAACAAUACAGCAAUUAGUAAAGAACCCAUCAAAGUUUGACGUUGAUAUGGUAUGGCUAGAAACAACACUUACAGAACUUUCAAGUGUAUAUGAACAAUGGAUUACCAGGCUUACCCAGCAAGAAGACAUGCAAAACAUGCAGAAAGAUCUAGAAAGUUUACAGAGUUUACUAAAUGCUCUUAUGGAAUUAGAUGACUGGGAAGCAAUAGAGAGAGCGUUGGUGGUUACGCAGCAGAUAAUAGCUUACCUAGACGGUGAGAUUCAAGACCUACCAGGUCGUAACUUAACAUUUGAUGACAUAUUUCCACCUGCAACUGCAGAAUAUCUUGAGAUCAUCUUCGACCUAAGCCCAGAAAUAAUUGCUCUGCAGUUGGGUACGGAGAUCAAUACGGAAGCUUUUAUGGCACUUCUUGAGAAUGAAGAUCCUUUGAAAGAGAUUUGCUCAGAUGUGGCGGUUAUCGAAAGUUUGGUAGUCGAUGUCGUUGAGGGUGUUAAUCUAACAGAACUACAAAUUGCACUUUGCUCUCAAAACCUAACUCUACUAGAAAAAGAGUGGACAGACCUAUUGGCAACAUACCAUAAACUACUUGAGGCGCACUCAGCUUUCAACCUCACCGAGAGCAUUGUUGUGAUAUCGAAUUUCGUGAAUUCUUUAACAACACUUUUUGAAAACCCAGCGAAAUUUGAAAUGUACAGCGAAGAAUGGUAUAUUCACCAGUUGAAUGCAACACUACACUUGUUAGCAGGUUUACAAAAUCGAUAUUCACUUGAAGAUCUUAGCAAAACUGAAACAAAUCUGGAUAUGUUGAGUUUCUUUUUAGAUGAAAGCACAACAGCACUCAUCAACGAAUCUCUGCAUACGGCUUUGAGGAUUCAGGAGAUGUAUUUAUCAGGAGAAAUUAGUCUCAUAGAUAUUGCAAACUAUACUGAAGAAUAUUUUGAAGAUGCUGGAUUACGAGAGCAUGUUCAGCCGUAUAUAGAAAUUUAUAAUUUGAUACUCGAAUCAAUCAUAAAGGAAACACAUGAACAAGGACGUAUACUGCUUGAUCUGUUUAACUCCAGUGUUCCUUUAGAAACAUUAUACAAACAGAUGGAUGUACCCGUGGGAGAACUAGAGGCUACUCUUCUUACUCAGUUCGUCUCUAUAUAUGAGCUUGCUCAUAUCUACAAUUAUGGUAUGUGGAAUGAUGUGUUCUGCGAUCCGGAGAACUUUCGACUGACGUUAAUAUUUAACGAUAUAGAACCAUUCAACAUCACGGCGGUUCAACAAUCAAUGUGCAAAAUGAACACGACGGCCUUCUUCAUUCAUGCAAGUAAUGCACACAAUAUAGAUGUACUCGCACUGGUAGCACAGAUUGAUAGAAUUAUAUACCCAUCAGAGAAGACUCCACUGGAAGAUUCCGAAUGGGAAGAUGUUCUUGAAAGGACAAUAGAAGUAGUGGAACUACUUUCCUGGCUUAGUAACGUUUAUAGCAUGCCAGGAGAUGACGACUAUACAGAUAUUCUUGCGCGGCUUAUGGCGUUACAGAACGAGCAAAAUUCACAAAACAUGAAAGAUUUAUUAAAAAUUAUCGAGGAUGUUCUUCCGUAUCUCAAUGAUGAUUACUCUUGGAUAAAGGAAUCAAUCGGGUCAGCUGAGCACACAAUGAAUCUUAUAACACACUAUCAAAAUAUCAGGUAA
Messenger RNA from Anneissia japonica, 5130 nucleotides. RefSeq lists its product as uncharacterized. The transcript is spliced from 32 exons. Lineage: Eukaryota; Metazoa; Echinodermata; Crinoidea; Comatulida; Comatulidae. The record is from RefSeq and is a predicted model, not a curated record. Bases 40 to 5130 code for a protein of 1696 amino acids. Gene Ontology annotation, cellular component: extracellular region. Gene Ontology annotation, molecular function: peptidase inhibitor activity.